UUAUGUCAUUGUUAAUUAAUAUUAAUUGGUUUCCAGUUCAAAAAAAACUUUAUUUAAUUUAUUAAAAUGCGAGUUUAUUAUGGAAAAUAAAAAAAAUUGAAGGUUAUAAAAACGUCACUUGACAGUCACUUUGACAGUUAAGUAAUACAAGAUGGAUGAACGAAAUUAAAAGAUUUAAUUUUUAUGAAUUUUGUUUUGGAGCGCUUACAUAAUUAUUACGUCAUUAGGGUUAAUUAAAAAUGAAUAAGUUUUCACAUUUUUAAUGAAUUGUAGAAAAAAAAAUUGAAGAACGUCAACUGUCACUUUGACCGUCAAGUAUAUGUCAUUGGAGUUAAUUAGAAAUGAAUGGGUUUUUGUAUUUUUUUUUUUGUGGAAAAAAAUAAAAAAAAUAUCAAUUUAAAGGUUAUAAAAACAUGAACUGUCAUUUUGACAGUCAAGUUAUACAGGAUGGAAGACCGAAAUCAAACGAUUUAUAAAACGAGUAAUUUUUUUAAUAAAGAAUAUUGUUCUUUUUCCGUGUUUAGUGACCUUAACUCGAGGCCAGUCUCUUCAAAUAUCCAACUCCCAGUUGAGCGAUUAGUAGUUUUUUGCGAUGAGAGGUGUAAACACGCAAAAAGUUGUCUUGUUUGAAGUCGGGGGGGAUGUUCUGGGGCGCGUGGCCAAGUCCCUCAACUACCCCUCAGUCCAAGCACUGAAAAACGACGUUUUCGUCCUGAAAGAGUGGAUGAAAACGCAGCCCCAUCUACCGGAGAUUAUGGCUGAAAAAAUGAUUGAGAAUUUCCUAAUCUUGAACAAGGGUAGUAUCGAGUUGACUAAAGAAAAAAUCGAUAUGUACUACACCGUGCGCUCACAUUUACCCGAAGUUUUCGACGAGAGUAACCCCAAAUUGCCCGAAAUGAGACAAAUCGUUGACGCAGUUCAUGUUGUAGCGUUACCGAAACUGACCAAAGAAAUGUUCAGGGUGUCUUUUAGUAAAAUCCGCAAUACUGAGCUCAUGGAAAAAAUUGAUUUCAAUAAAGUGAUUGCUCAUUUGGUGAAUUGUCAAGAAAUCCGACUUUCUGAAGACGUAGCCUUUGGGGAUAUUUUUAUCGUCGAUGCCGCAGAUGCCUCCUUCAAUUUGAUGUUAAAAUUCACACCCAGUAUAUUAUACAAAACCCUGAUUUUGAUUUAUGAGAGACUUUUCUCGAUGCGUCUUAAAGCAGUCUACGUUUUUAACGCCCCUCCGUUUGUGGAAAAAAUCGUAACAAUUGUUAAAGGCUUCAUAAAACCAAAAAUGUUCGAUAGGAUACAUAUUUAUCCGGACAGUAGUUUUUUGCUUAAAUGUUUUGACAAAGAACAAAUCCCAAGUGAUUACGGCGGUGAAGAGAAAUCGCUUUGUGAAUUACAAGAAUUAGGCAAGUUGAAAAGAGUAGAAUAUCAAGAACGUUUUGACAAAUUGGAUAAUCUGCGAGUCAAUGAAAAGUUGAGACCUGAAAAACUGAUAAAUGAUGAAAAUUUGGGCUUUUAUGGCAACUUUAAAAAACUGGAAAUUGAUUGAUGUUUAUUUGGUUGCCUACCCGACAAUAAUUUUAUUAAUUAUAUAAUAGUUUAGUAAUACUUGCUUUGGAUAUUACAAUUAGCAUA
Molecule: messenger RNA, 1623 nt
Organism: Tribolium madens (black flour beetle)
Lineage: Eukaryota; Metazoa; Arthropoda; Insecta; Coleoptera; Tenebrionidae
Exons: 6
Coding region: 593-1537 (314 amino acids)
Cellular component (GO): membrane
Molecular function (GO): phosphatidylinositol bisphosphate binding
Source: RefSeq, a predicted model, not a curated record